AUGUUCGGUGGUUGCCCGUUUGUGGCCCGCAUUGCCCUCCGUCCCCCCAGAAUGUCGGCCAUCCCCACAGACGAACCGGCCCAGGACGCGGCGCCGACCCUCGAUGCCCAGCAGCUCCAGCAGCAGCUCCAGCAGCAGGACGUCCAGCUCAACGCCCAGCCGCUCUCCCAGCCCGAGUCUGCCCGCAAGCCCAAAGCCCCGUCCGUUCGGCGCGCGUGCGUCGCUUGUCACACUGGCAAAACAAGGUGCUCAGAGGUCCUCCCCUGUCAGAGCUGUCUCAAACGAGGCUUGGGCGCAACCUGUGCAUACCCAGACCCAGACGCCCAGGACCAUACCCACCAUGCCUCCACUCCUUCCGCCACCAACGUCCAGUUUGCACCACCCCCGAUGUAUGCAACACUCCAGACGACUCCCAACCUGAAUCACCAACAGUACUAUGAUUACAACGGCACCUUCACCGGGGCAUCCACCUCCACAUUCCGGCCUAACAAGCGCCCGCGCAAUCUAACCGAGGAAGAGGCCGCCGCCAUCACCCGCAACUUCAGCCGUGGCGACUUCUACGUCGGAUCCAGUGCACCCGUCAGGAUCGAUCCCCGUCUCCCCGUCAGGCUCACCCUCGGCGAAGGCGAUCACGUCCAUUUCACCGUCGGCGAGGCCCUUGUGUAG
Cyclocybe aegerita is the source of this 666-nucleotide messenger RNA. The record is from the annotation of a GenBank genome assembly. Lineage: Eukaryota; Fungi; Basidiomycota; Agaricomycetes; Agaricales; Hemipholiotaceae.